AUGCCGCCACCUCAGAUCAAGCAGGACCUAAAUCGCUCUGGCUGGGAAACCACCGACUUUCCCUCCAGUUGCGAGAACUGCCUCCCAGACAACCCUUAUGUCCAAAUGCUAAAGGAAGAACAUGGCGCCGAAUGUAAGAUCUGCACCAGACCAUUCACCGUUUUCCGCUGGAAGGCCGACCGAACCGCUCGAACCAGACGAACCAAUAUCUGUCUGACUUGUGCUCGUCUGAAGAAUUGCUGUCAGUGCUGCAUGCUCGACCUGUCGUUCGGGCUGCCCAUCACUGUUCGAGACGCCGCUUUGAAAAUGGUCGCACCAGGUCCCCAGUCCACCAUUAACCGCGAGUACUAUGCACAGGAACACGAGAAAGAACUCGAGGAAGGUCGUGGCGCAGUCGAAGCAUACGAGAAGACUGAUGAGAAGGCCCGCGAUCUAUUGAGAAGGCUGGCAAAUAGUGAACCAUACUACAAGAAGCAGCGACGCUUAGAGGCAGAAAACCCUGCUACUUCGAACGAACAGAAGCAGAUUACAACUGGACCAGGCCCAGUACGCACAUCAGAUUCGAGAAGAGGCAGCAGCAACCAGCGUGGUUCCCGUUCAGGCCCUGGUGGUCCCAGAUCCGUGGCCGGGGCUGCAAGGCCUCCGCAGCCAGAAGAUUAUCUGCCUCCAGUUGAUCCCAACAUAACGUCUCUCUUCGUUACAGGCGUUGAAGAUGAUUUACCCGAGCAUGCCCUUCGCACGUUUUUCACUCCCUUUGGCCAGAUCCGAUCUCUGGUCUGUUCCCACCGAGCACACUGUGCAUUUGUCAACUAUGCCACAAGAGAAGGAGCUGAAGCUGCUGCUGCGCAGUGUCAAGGGAAAGCUGUCGUCCAAGGAUGCCCUUUGCGGAUCAGAUGGGGCAAGCCUAAACCGCUUGACAACACGGAUCGCGAGCAGCGUUUGGAGUGGGCUAGAGAAGGUAGACAAACAGCUGCCGCUAUCAAAAACGCCCAAGGUGGGCGGGCCUCUAUUCAAUCAGGCGGUGCUGGCCAGAUUGAGGGAGCUGGAGAAGAAGAAAGCUCCGAUGUAGUUGUCGCACCUCCGCCGGGACAAGGAGAGGUGACCUAUGCCAGUCUUGCAGGUGACUAA
Exophiala aquamarina CBS 119918 is the source of this 1128-nucleotide messenger RNA. Its product is annotated as pre-mRNA-splicing factor slt11. The record is from RefSeq and is a predicted model, not a curated record. The transcript has a single exon. The coding region runs from base 1 to 1128 and encodes 375 amino acids. Gene Ontology annotation, cellular component: U2-type catalytic step 1 spliceosome; Prp19 complex; U2-type catalytic step 2 spliceosome. Gene Ontology annotation, molecular function: pre-mRNA binding; U6 snRNA binding. NCBI's taxonomy places the organism in Eukaryota, Fungi, Ascomycota, Eurotiomycetes, Chaetothyriales, Herpotrichiellaceae.